ACAAAGUUGGGAGAUUGACAGGAACCUACAGUAGCCAUGGACGACCUCUAUGAUGAGUUCGGUAACUUUAUCGGCGAAGCUGUCUCGGACGAUGAUGGCACGCAGGAAGGCGACGCCGGUCAAAAUUAUGUCUACGACGAAGAUUCAGACGACGAGCAACAGCCUCAGGAUGAUCAGCAGAUGGAUGUAGACGACGAUGGCCCUUCAAAUGCAGUCAUCCUCCAUGAAGACAAACAGUACUACCCUACGGCCCAACAAGUCUACGGCGAAGAUGUCGAAACCAUGGUCCAAGAGGAGGAUGCGCAGCCAUUGUCACAGCCUAUCAUUGCCCCCGUUACCCAGAAAAAGUUUCAGGUUCAAGAAGCAGACCUGCCGCAGGUCUACUAUUCCAGAGACUUCAUGACCGACCUGUUGAGUUUCCCCGAGGGUAUUCGAAAUAUCGCUGUUGCAGGACAUUUACAUCAUGGCAAGACUGCUUUUGUAGACAUGCUGGUUAUGCAGACACACGACCUGCAAGAAAGACUCGACAAGAGGAUCGGAAGACGUCGAGAUGAACAGCUUCGAUAUACAGACACCCACUUUCUCGAGCGCGAGCGAGGCGUCUCAAUAAAGGCCGCGCCCAUCUCUCUCGUCAUGCAGGGCACUCGGGGAAAGUCGCAUCUACUCAACGUCAUUGACACCCCUGGUCAUGUCAAUUUUGUGGACGAGGUCGCGUCAAGUAUGAGACUUGCAGAUGGUGUAGUCCUCGUCGUGGACGUGGUUGAAGGCGUCCAGAUCAACACCGAGCAAGUCAUCAAACAUGCCGUUUUGGAAGAUCUACCUCUUGUUUUGGUCAUCAACAAGAUGGAUCGUUUGAUCCUCGAGCUCAAAAUCCCUCCCACAGACGCAUAUUUCAAGCUGAAGCACGUGGUUGAAGAGGUCAAUACCAUUAUUGAAAACACCAUCCCAGGUCAAGGAGAGAAGCGAAGACUGUCGCCAGAAAAAGGCAACGUCGCCUUUGCGUGUACCUCGAUGCAGUGGGUCUUUACCCUUCCAUCUUUUGCCCGGAUGUAUGCAGAGACGUACCCCAAGGUCGAUGCUUCAGAAUUCUCAAAGAGACUUUGGGGUGACAUCUUCUUCAACCCUUCCAGCCGCAAGUUCACCAGGAAAGCCGUGGAAGAGGGGGCGAAACGUGCUUUUGUCAAUUUUGUGCUGGAGCCCAUCUACAAACUGUACUCGCACACCAUCAGCGAGAGCCCGGAAGACCUCCAGGCCACAUUGAAAACUCUCGGCAUCAAUUUGAAGCCUUCACAGCUCAAGUCCGACGCCAAGGUCCUGUUAGAACUUGUGUGUGCACAAUUCUUCGGGCCUGCAGCAGGAUUUGUUGACAUGGCUGUACAACACCUUCCGUCGCCUGUCGAAGGUGCUAAACGUGCAUUUGACAACUACUAUACAGGACCUUUAGAGUCUGACGUGGGCAAAGCCAUCUCCACUUGCGACUCGGAAGGACCGCUGGUCGUACACAUCACCAAGCUCUUCAGUUCGGUGGAUGCAAAAACGUUUGAUGCUUUUGGUCGUGUAAUGUCUGGAACUGUGGCGCCAGAUCAGAGAGUUCGAGUUCUUGGUGAAUCAUACAGUGCAGAAGACGAGGAAGACUCAACCAUGGCAGUGAUCAGUGGAACUUUCCUUGGCUGCUCUCGAUACAACAUCCCAGUAUCUGGGGUCCCUGCCGGAAACCUGGUCCUUCUCUCUGGCAUUGAUAAUUCUAUCAUCAAGACUGCCACAGUUAUAGCGGAGAAAUUCCCAAACAACGAAGAAGCAUUCAUCUUCCGCCCUAUCCGACAUUUCACUGAGUCGGUUUUCAAGGUGGCCGUCGAGCCCAUCAAUCCUUCAGAACUCCCCAAGAUGCUCGAGGGCCUUCGCAAGAUCAACAAAUCAUAUCCUCUGAUUACCACCAAAGUUGAAGAGUCAGGGGAGCACGUCGUUCUUGGCACUGGAGAGUUGUAUAUGGACUGCGUGUUGCACGAUCUACGAACACUCUAUGCAGAAAUGGACAUCAAGGUUUCCGACCCUGUCACGCGGUUCUGCGAGACGGUGACCGAGACCAGCGCCAUCAUGUGCUAUGCAUUGACUCCCAACAAGAAGAACAAAUUGACCAUGAUCGCGGAGCCACUUGACGAUGGUAUUGCUGAGGACAUUGAAGCUGGUACAAUCAAAAUUCGCGAACCGAUUAGAAAGGUUGCCAAGUUCUUUGAGGAAAAAUAUGAGUGGGACAAGCUCGCAGCUCGGUCAAUUUGGGCAUUUGGUCCCGAGGAAAUGGGCCCGAAUAUUCUGUGUGACGACACAUUACCUUCGACCACGGACAAGAAACUUUUGAAGUCAGUGCAAGAAAGCAUCAAACAAGGCUUCUCUUGGGGCACGAGAGAAGGCCCCUUGUGCGAAGAACCUAUUCGGAACACGAAAUUCCGAGUAACUGGUGCUGAGCUUGCGACGGAGCCCAUUUACCGAGGUGGGGGUCAAAUCAUUCCUACCUCCCGACGAGCCGUCUACAGUUCGUUCCUCAUGGCUGGACCGCGGUUGAUGGAGCCUGUGUACAGCGUUCACAUGACUGGACCAGCAGACUCAAUUUCAGGGCUGUAUACGGUGCUCAUGAAACGACGAGGGCAUGUUGUGUCUGAUGGGCCUGUUGCUGGCACGCCUCUUUAUGCAGCCAAAGCCCUCCUUCCCGUCAUUGAUAGCUUCGGCUUUGAGACUGAUCUGAGGAUACACAGCCAGGGUUCUGCCAGCGUGUCUUUGGUCUUUGACCGUUGGGACGUGGUUCCUGGCGAUCCACUGGACAAGAGUAUUGUGAUCCGGAAACUGGAGAUGGCUGGACCACAACAGGCAGCGCGUGAUUUCGUCUUGAAGACGAGACGUAGGAAGGGCUUGAGCGAAGAUGUCGAUGUGAAGAGAUUUUUAGAGCCAGAAUUGCUUGCGGGUUUGAGAGAAAGUGGUGUUCUCGACUGAUGUACCAAUACUAUGAUAGACGUCUAGUCAGAAAUGAGUACCAAUGAUAGUUCGGCUA
Molecule: messenger RNA, 3043 nt
Organism: Exophiala mesophila
Lineage: Eukaryota; Fungi; Ascomycota; Eurotiomycetes; Chaetothyriales; Herpotrichiellaceae
Exons: 2
Coding region: 37-2985 (982 amino acids)
Biological process (GO): mRNA splicing, via spliceosome
Cellular component (GO): cytosol; U2-type catalytic step 2 spliceosome; U4/U6 x U5 tri-snRNP complex
Molecular function (GO): U5 snRNA binding; translation elongation factor activity; GTP binding
Source: RefSeq, a predicted model, not a curated record